AUGUGCGUUGUACAAACACUGUGUUCACCGUGCGGUGGUGGAUUGUUCCAGAACAUUGAAUGCGGCACUUCGUCGGAGAAGUUACGAUUUGUUAAGUUUCACCAUGGAUUCAAUGCCGUUGGAUUAGGCCGCUGUCGUGAAAGCCGGUUGAAACCGAUCACGGCGAAGGAUGGGCGUGAAUCGUCUCUUGCCGGUGACGGCGACGGUAACAGUAACGGUAACGGUAAUGGUCCUCUUAAGUACAAGGGGAUUUCUGUGAAUACACGGAACUGCGUCAAAAAUGAACCUGAUCCAUCUUUCACUAAUCACUAUGCUGGUAAAAAUGUGUGUGGUUUGCCGACAAAUGGGAAUUCGACGAACAUUUUGUGGCAUGAAUGUCCAAUCCAGAAGCUUGAUAGACAGCAAAUACUUCAACAAAAAGGCUGUGUCAUUUGGAUAACUGGUCUCAGUGGUUCAGGAAAAAGUACGAUUGCAUGCGCUUUGAGUAGAAUCUUGCACUCGAGAGGAAAGUUAACUUAUAUCCUUGACGGUGACAAUAUUCGACAUGGUCUAAACCGUGAUCUUAGUUUUAGAGCAGAAGAUCGCUCUGAGAACAUUAGGAGGAUAGGUGAAGUAGCAAAACUCUUGGCAGAUGCCGGAGUUAUUUGCAUUACCAGUUUAAUAUCACCAUACCAAAAGGAUCGGGAUGCUUGCAGGGCUCUACUACCCAGAGGAGAUUUUAUUGAGGUUUUCUUAGAUGUGCCACUAGCUGUGUGUGAAGAAAGAGACCCAAAGGGAUUAUACAAGCUUGCUCGAGCUGGACUGAUCAAAGGUUUCACAGGGAUAGAUGAUCCAUAUGAACCCCCAUGUAGUUGUGAGAUAGUACUGCAGCAGAUAAAAGGAAGUGAUUGUAUGUCUCCAAAUAAUGCAGCCGAAAAAGUAAUAUCCUACAUGGAGAAAAAUGGGUAUUUGCGGGCCUGA
Molecule: messenger RNA, 960 nt
Organism: Vicia faba (fava bean)
Lineage: Eukaryota; Viridiplantae; Streptophyta; Magnoliopsida; Fabales; Fabaceae
Source: the annotation of a GenBank genome assembly